AUGGAAAAUGUUUCAAACGUCACCUCGUUCGAUCAGGCUCUUACCAAUUAUGUAUCGUCGACCUAUGUGACGUCCAAAUAUGUCGACUCUCUAGGCUGCAAAGGUCUGAAUGACAGCGCAUUAAACGACUACUACGCUCAAUAUACUAUCAGUGUUCUCUGCAGUAGCAUCAUCCAGAGCUCAAUUGAUGAUUGCGACUUGUCUUCUAGUCAAUCAGAACCGGUGUGCGCGGAUACGUGCGCGCUUAUGGCGACCAGCGAGGAGGAGAUCCUCGUCAACUCAGAUCUCUGCACGAGUACCAGCAAGAACUACAUGGCCCAAAUUCGAUCCGACUUCACCAUCUGCGCGUCACCUGCAGAUUCGCUGACCGGAAGCUGUGUUGAGGGUUCCGAUAACGAGGCGACCAAUUGUGGAUUCGCUAAUAACACCAUUGGACUUUGCACUUAUUGCGGUUCUGAGACCGACUCAUGUUGCACCAGUGCCAAUGCUACCACGGUCUGUGAAGACGUCGUUAUCCCCUCCUCGACUGCAUCUCUACAGCCAGUUGUGACAUCCAGCUCGACUGCUAGCGCCGACGCUAGUCAUGGAUUGUCUAAAGGUGAUAUUGCGGGCAUUGUGGUCGGCUCCGUUGUAGGAGCAGCCAUAUUACUUGCCCUCCUUGCUUUCCUAUUCAUCUGCCGCCGACGCCGCCGCCGUAGGUCGCAGGGUGACGCUGUUAGUCUGAAUCAACCUAACCCACAAAGAAAAGGGGUUACACCACCCAUGCAGCAAGUGGAUAGCCCGACAUCAGCAACCUUUAAUCCGGUUCCAGGGGGCCGUGUCGCGCGUAUGUCUGCUUUGCGUGAAAUGCCCAGCUCCUCUCCAGCUCAUUCACGUACAUCCGGCGCAAUGUUUGCAGCAAAAUACAGUGACACAUCGGACUCGGAAGGGAUGGGAGCUAGUCCGGGAGCCAUGUCCAAGAGAAUUCCCCCCGUGACCGGAAAGCGCCAUGGCUCGCUUUCAAGUAGCUCUGCUCUGGCUGGACUGGACAGUGACAGCUCACCGCGCUCUGGCACCAUUGGUCAAUAUUCAUCCCCCGAAGGAGUUACCAGUGGCCAAUCUGAGCAAUUGUCAUAUUUCCGCGACUAUUACUCGCAGGAUGAGAUCCAUGCCGGUGAUCAGGUUGCUGUUCUCUGGGCAUAUUCACCUCGGGCAGGUGAUGAAUUCGAACUGGAUCGGGGUGAGAUGUUGAAGGUGAUCGGCAUCUGGGACGAUGGCUGGGCCACGGGUGUGCGCAUUCAAGACCGCGCCGAGGAUUAUGAUAGUCGUCACCGUGAACAACGUGACAGUGGUGUUUCUAGUGGUUCGCAUCGGCGAGGUCCAUCACCAACACCUUCGGGCGAGAUCAAGGCUUUCCCCUUGGUCUGCAUCUGUCUUCCGCAGCACUGGCACAAGAUUAUUGAUGGCAGUUUGCAAGAGGAAGAAGAAGAGUUUUAA
Messenger RNA from Penicillium verhagenii, 1476 nucleotides. Its product is annotated as SH3 domain protein. NCBI's taxonomy places the organism in Eukaryota, Fungi, Ascomycota, Eurotiomycetes, Eurotiales, Aspergillaceae. The record is from RefSeq and is a predicted model, not a curated record. Gene Ontology annotation, molecular function: protein binding. The transcript has 2 exons. The coding region runs from base 1 to 1476 and encodes 491 amino acids.